Symbiodinium sp. CCMP2456 is the source of this 872-nucleotide messenger RNA. NCBI's taxonomy places the organism in Eukaryota, Dinophyceae, Suessiales, Symbiodiniaceae. The record is from the annotation of a GenBank genome assembly.
AUGUUGGCCACCGUGUUCGGAGCCCGCCGCAGAGCCCGGAAGGCUCCGCCCAAGGGGAAGCUGCCGCCUGAGGUGCUGCGAAGCUCCGAGCCCGGGACGGAGUGCCGCCAGAAAUUUCGGAAGCGGAAGCGAACCGCUGAGUUUUCGGCGGCCCCGGCCGAAACCUCAACUUCGAGCCCUCCACCCCCUGCUGUCCCUCCUGAGUCGAAGGGGAGCAAGACCAGCGGCGCUGCGCGGCGGCGCCAGGCGAAGGCUAAGGCCAAGGCGGAGGCAGAAGCUCAGGUGCCUGUGCAAGCCGUCGAAGCCGAUGCUGGGGAGGCGCUCUCCCAGGCAGCAUUGAAUGCGGUACAGGUAAGUGGUCCCGGCUGUGAGUCAGAAGACUUCAAGCCCUGGCUGAGUUUUUCUGAGGUGCAGGCCGGUGGGCCGACAGGGAAGCUGCCGCAAGUUGUGACGUCCUACAUGGCUCAGUACCGGUCCUUUAGACAGCCGACGCCCAUCCAGGCCUACUGUUGGCCUGCUGCGUGUGCGGGCCGGAACAUCCUCGGCAUCUCCAAAACUGGCAGUGGGAAGACCCUGGCCUUCCUUUGCCCCGGCCUGGCCCGCGUCCUGUCCUUCCGGAGCUCGCCGACGCCAAGCUUCGGGCCCUAUGUGCUGGUGAUCGCGCCCACGAGAGAGCUGGCCGUCCAAAUUGCCAAAGAUGCAAAGGGACUUUGCCUGGCGCUUCGCAUCCGCCUGGCCUGCCUCUUCGGUGGCACCUCGAAAGGGGAGCAGGUGAAGUCGUUGGAUCAAGGCGUCGACCUCAUUGUGGCCACACCUGGGCGCCUGGAUGAUUUGGUGUCGCAGCCCGAUAGAUUCACUGGCCGCGAAAUCUU